Molecule: messenger RNA, 1968 nt
Organism: Ichthyophthirius multifiliis
Lineage: Eukaryota; Ciliophora; Oligohymenophorea; Hymenostomatida
Product: protein kinase domain protein
Exons: 6
Biological process (GO): mitotic DNA damage checkpoint signaling; protein phosphorylation
Cellular component (GO): nucleus; cytoplasm
Molecular function (GO): protein serine/threonine kinase activity; ATP binding
Source: RefSeq, a predicted model, not a curated record
AAAAAAAAAAAAAAUGAGUAAAAACAAUAUAGAUUAAUUUGACUAUACAAAUUGCCUAUUUGAAGCCAGAUUAACAAAAAAAGGUUUUUUAGGUUUACAAAAAUUAUAUUAUAUGUAUUGUACUUAAGACUAAAUUGUUAUAUGUCAAGAACCUUAUUAGAAAAAACCUGAUAAAAUAAUACUAUUAUAACCUAACUGGUAAAUAUAAUGGAUAAUCGAUCCUAAAAAGUAAAAUUAGAAAUUCAGUGAAAAAACUAUAGGCUUUCGUUUAAUAACUAAAAAUUAAAAUGAAAAAAUCGAAUAUUAUUCCGAUAGUGCUGUAAUGGUUUUUAUGCGACAGUAUUUAGCUAAAUAAAUUUUCUAAAAUAAUUUUCUUGAUGAAUACGAAAUAGUUAAAAAAAUCGGAAAAGGAAAAUAUGCUAAAGUGUAUAAAGUAAAAAGAAAAGACAAUAAUAAAAUAUAUGCUGUUAAAUAUUUACAUAAAAAAAAGCUUGAAACAAUAGAAGAUUCCUAAGAAUCUUUAUAUAAUGAACUAAAAAUAUUAAGAAUGAUAAACCACCCUAAUUGUAUUAAACUAAUAGCUACAUAUGAAGAUGAACAUGGCUUUUACAUAUUAAUGGAACUCUGUGAAUCUAACAAAACCCUAUAGGGCGAACUAACCCGUUUCAAAAACACUUAAUUCGGUUAUUAAGUAGUAAGACAUAUCUUAAAGUAAUUACUAAAAGGCAUUGAAUAUCUACACAGUAUAGGAAUAAUGCAUAGAGACUUAAAACCUUAGAAUAUUAUGUUCGCAAAUGAUAAUAGCUCUUCCCUUAAUGACUUAAAGAUAAUUGAUUUCGGACUCUCUUAAUUCUAUAAUGACCCUCAUUAUAUUUACAUACAUGUAGGUACUCCAGGUUUUGUUGCCCCCGAAAUUUUAUCAAACGAAUCAGAUUAACAUAGAUAUACAGAAAAAUGUGAUUUAUUUAGCAUUGGUGUUAUUUUUCAUAUACUGAAAAACAGUAUUUCCAGGGUGUAAAUUUUCUUAAGUUUUAGAAGAUAAUAAAAGAUGUAAAAUAUAAUUAAGAGGCUAAUAGUAUGAUUAAUUAAACAAGCACGCUAUUGAUUUGUUAUAUAAAUUAUUAGAAGCUAACCCUGAAAAACGGUUAUCCGCAAAACAAGCCUUAAAUCACUAAUUUUUCCAAAACGAAAUAACAAAUAAUAAUAAUAUAAAUUAAAUGUGUUAUUCGGCAGUUAAUUUGGAUAGUUUAGAAACUUAAAUUUCUCCCGUUAAAAUUAAUAAUAAAAAUACUCUGAAAAUUCUCAAAAAAAAAUAGAGUCUAAAAUCUUUCGAUGAAGAUGAUAAUUAAGAUGUAGAUUUAGAAAAUAUCAACAAAAAUAUUUCUAUGAAAUAAAUAGUCUCAAAUUAAGAAGAAACUCAGAAAAAAAUGCUUUAUAAAUUGACACAAGAAUUAAUUGAUUUCUCCAUAUUUUUCUCUGCCUAAAGAUAGUAGGAAGAUCAAGAUUUUUUAAUUGCCAGUCCCUAAAAACUUAAAUCAUCUUAAAAAGCUUUGAAAUUCGGAACUAUUUGUAAUCUAUAAAAAGUAAAAGAAGAAGAAGACUAUAAUAAGGAAGAAGAAGAAUAAUAAGAAGAAGGAAAUCAUUAAUAAAGAAAAGAAUAGAUUUUAUUUUCUGAAAGAAGCAUUGAAAAUAAUAAUAAUUCUAUAGAAAAAUAAAGAAAAGUAGUAAGUCCCUUAAGAAUAAAUUCACAUUAAAUAAUUAGAGAAAACUAAGGUUUUAAUACAGAAGAAGAUAAAAUUAAAAGAAAAUAAUAUCCAAAAAAAAUAAUGAAACUAAUGAGUUUUUUCCCAAACGAGCUUUUUGAGGAAAACAAUAUAAACUAAAAAAGCAAAGUUAAAAUAUUAGGAAAAUUCCUGAUUUUAGGACAUGAAAAUGAAAUCGAAAAUGAUAAAUUAUAUGGACAUUUGG